This is a messenger RNA of Manis javanica (Malayan pangolin), 474 nucleotides long. The record is from RefSeq and is a predicted model, not a curated record. NCBI's taxonomy places the organism in Eukaryota, Metazoa, Chordata, Mammalia, Pholidota, Manidae.
ACACGCAAGAUUUUUGGUUUCAUAAGUCUUUUAAAUUUAACUGAAAGAAAGGGUACCCAGUGUGCUGAACAAAUUAAAGAGUUGAUCUUAAGCUUCUGUGAGAAGAACUGUGAAAAGAGCAUGGUUGAACAGCUGGACAAGCUUUUAAAUGACACCACCAAGCCUGUGGGCUUUCUACUAAGUGAAAGAUUCAUUAACGUCCCUCCACAGAUUGCUCUGCCCAUGCACCAGCAGCUUCAGAAAGAACUAGCAGAGGCACACAAAACUAACAAGCCGUGUGGAAAGUGCUGCUUCUAUCUGCUGAUUAGCAAGACAUUUGUGGAAGCAGGAAAACAUUCCAAAAAGAAAUACAGCAACCAAGAGAAAGAUGAAUUAAUGUUUGCAAAUGCAGAGGAAGAAUUUUUCUAUGAGGUAAGACCGUCUUGUUUCAUCUAUUUCUUUAGAUGUAAGUAAGUUUCUUAACAGGAUUAAAUC